AUGGCCUCGUCGUCGUCAGAUCCCCAGUUGCCCGCCAACAUUGGCUUCAUCGGCCUAGGGAAUAUGGGCUUCCCCAUGUUUUCCAACUUGGUUAGUAAAUUGCCCGCAACAUCGACGGUGCAUUUCUACGAUGUCAACCCGCGAUCGAUAGAGAUGGGCUUGAACGAGUCGGGCGCGGUGGCCCAGUUGGAUGCCUGCGGCAGUUCGAGAGAGGUCGCGGAGAAGAGUGAUCUGCUCUUGUCGAUAGUGCCCGAGGGCAAACACGUCCGGGCUGUCUUCCUAGACCCAGAAAACGGCGUGUUGGCCGCCAAAGACCUCUCGGACAAGAUCCUCAUCGACAGCAGCACCAUUGACACGGCCACGUCGCUCGAGGUCGGCGCACAGACCCGGACACGACACCCGAAGGCACACUUCUUCGACGCGCCCGUGUCGGGCGGCACGGCGGGCGCGAAACGCGGCGUCAUCACGUUCAUGGUCGGCUGUACGGCAUCGGACCCUCACUUCCCGCUGCUCAAGACGCUCAUGGCCCUGAUGGGCAAGAACAUCUACGCGUGCGGCGGCCCCUCGCUGGGCCUGACGGCCAAGCUGUGCAACAACUACCUCAGCUCGUCGAUCACGCUGCUCAACGCCGAGACGUUCAACCUGGCCAUCAAGUCCGGCAUGGACCCGCGCACGCUGCAGGAGAUCCUCAAGACCGCCACCGGCGGCAACAUCAACGCCCAGAACGCGAACCCCGUGCCGGGCCUGACGCCCAAUUCUCCCGCCUCGCAUGACUACGCCCCCGGGUUUCGCAUCGAGUAUACCCGCAAGGACAUGGCGUUGGCCCUCGACGCGUGCGACCGCGUCGGCGCCAAGCUGUGUAUCGGGCAGGCUGUCCUGGACGCGUUUGACGACGCGAGCAAGGAUCCCCGCUGUGCUGGGUUGGAUACGAAAGUCGUUUUUCGAUACUUGGGGGGCGAUGAGAAGUGGCAGGAUAAGUUUCCAGAGGGGGGGAAGUGA
Molecule: messenger RNA, 999 nt
Organism: Fonsecaea nubica
Lineage: Eukaryota; Fungi; Ascomycota; Eurotiomycetes; Chaetothyriales; Herpotrichiellaceae
Exons: 2
Coding region: 1-999 (332 amino acids)
Biological process (GO): L-valine catabolic process
Cellular component (GO): mitochondrion
Molecular function (GO): NADP binding; NAD binding; 3-hydroxyisobutyrate dehydrogenase activity
Source: RefSeq, a predicted model, not a curated record